UUCUGAUGCGAUUGUGAAAAAUUCAUUUGAAAUAUUUUCAGUUAUUAUGUCUUGGGGACAACAGCCUGGUCAAUACGGUGGGUAUGGUCAACCACAGCAUCAACAACAACAGUAUGGAGCCCCACCACGGGGCCCAGCUCCUGGGUAUGGAGCCCCACCUCAGGGAUCUGCUCCACCAGGCUAUGCCUCAGCUCCUCCCCAACAACACCAGCAACCCCCUGGUUAUGGUCAACAGGGGGCACCCCCUCCACAAUAUGGACAGCAACAGUUUGGAGGGUAUCAGCGACCACCAGGCCAACAAGGCCAGGUCCCAAUGUACGGUCAACCUGCAGGAUAUGGAGGAGGGGCACCACCACCCCCAGCUGCAUAUGCUCCACCCCCACCACCUGGAGUUAGUACAGAACUAUGGCACUGGUUUCAGGCGGUGGACCAGGACCGGAGUGGGAAGAUCACAGCUGUAGAGUUGAGACAAGCUUUGAUGAAUGGUAACUCUUCACCGUUUAACCCAGAAACCUGUAGAAUCAUGAUUGGAAUGUUUGACAAAGACAAGAGUGGGACGAUAGAUGCUCAAGAGUUUGCAGCUCUUUGGAAGUAUGUCCAGGACUGGAAAGGCUGUUUUGACAGGUUUGAUACUGAUAGAUCAGGAAACAUUGAUGAAAGAGAACUAAGCACUGCGUUUGAGACAUUUGGAUAUCGAUUAUCUCCUCAAUUUUGCAACAUUGUGAUCCGGACAUUUGACAAACGAGGUGCUCGGACAAUAAAUUUUGAUGAUUUUAUUCAAGCCUGUGUAAUGCUUAAAACACUGACGGAUAAAUUUCGAGUGAAAGAUACCCAGCAACGAGGGAUGAUAAAUAUCAGUUAUGAGGAGUUCCUGGAAAUGGUUUUGGACAAUACAUUAAUUGGUGUGAAGUAAAAAGUAUGGACUGUGAUACUUCAGCCCACCAGACAACUGUAGAUCAUCUACCAAUCAGUUUGUAACUAACUGAUUGUAUCAGCAUCAUGUUGAGUGGACGUCUACGAAAGAUUCAAAGCUGGACGUUUGUUUUGGACAUUAGGGAAAAAAAAAACCCCAAAAUGGGGCAAAAAGAAUUCUAUAUAAGUAAUAAAAGAUCUAUUCUUAUUGAUAAUGUUCUGCCUUAGUGGAUGAUAAAUGAGAUAAGAAUGUUAACUUUCAAGGGUCAUGACUAUGAAUAUUUCUCAAUGGGUACUGAGAAAUAUUAUUGUUGGGAAUUUAAAAACGGGAAAUGUUCUGAAACUUGAUGGUGCUAAAUUCAAAACUUCAUCCUGCUGAAAAGUUGAAAUGGAAAUUUAAAAUGUCAGUCGUUUAGCUGUUUCCACAAAAUUAAGUUCCAUCUUCAGUAUCGUCUAAUGUUUCCAGUUAAUUGUGAUUAUUGAUAUGUGAAUGGUUUCUUGUGUCAUACAAAGAUGUAAGGUGGGCGUUGUUUCUCUUCUUCUCCAACCCAAAACAUAUCUAUUGUUGUUUACUACAAACACAUGUUAUUGUCAGCUAGUGCUAUAAGGAUGAAUUUUUCAGUUGUUAUCUUAUUUUGAUGGUUUAAACAUUGCGCUAAAAUAUGACUGACUAAUUGCAGUUUCCAUAUGCUGUUUAUGCAUAUGCAUUAUGGAUAAGCGAAUACCCCAAAAAGUGGUAAUAUGCCAAAAUUUUAUAGCACCAAAUUCAGUUUGUUUGCAGUAAGCUCACGUCCUGACAUUGAGACGUGAUUUAUUGAUUGGUUCCCCUGCGUUUAAUGCUGGAUAAAUACAAUAAUAGGUUACUGUAUAUUGGGAAUUUUUUGUACUUAUCUCAUUCAAAUUUCAAAUUACAAAAAAAUUAAAAAAUACAAAAUGUGAAUGUUUUUUUUGUUGUUCAAGCACUAGUAAUACCUCUAUAGAAUUGAUGUAUCUACAUGCACUUUAACACUUUUUAGUUGUACUUCCAUAAUAAAUUAACACUAGUUAGUAUGUAAAUCUCUUAUCUAGUAUGACUGCUCAGUCAGAUCUGAUAUAUAUAUGUUUGAGCCAUGUCCUUUCUGAACUAUUCAAAGUUUUCUAAAGAGGCCUUUUGAAUAAGCAAUAAACACAAAAGGUACUUUUUCGCCGGAAAUUGCACAGCUCAAAAAUAUCCCAAUAUACGGUAUUUUAUGGAUUUUCAGUUUACCUGAUCUCCAAAUGUAAUAUACAAUGCGGAUAACGAUGUGUUAUUUUUCUGGUAGUAAGUGUACCCUAUCUAGCUCAGUAGAAUGAUGUUUACCAGCAGGUGAUUUUUUUUCCUGUAAUAAUCAUGAAUUUUGAGUCAGAGGUAGUAAGUUGUAACGAAGAAGAUUUUUCUGACAUUUGUAGAUUUAGAAUGAUUUAGUUAUUUAUAGAUACACUGUAUAUUAAACAUAUAGCAAAUCCUUUUUACUUUGAUACAAAAUCUGGGUAAAAAUUAUGUUACUUUCACAAUCAGUAUAGAUUUUGUAAGAUUUGAUAUUCUGAGUUGUUAGUGAGCCAAAGGUAGUAUAGACUAUUUGACCAUUAUAGUUUACAGUAUACAUGUACACCCAUUUUAUAUGACAAUGAAAGCUUUGUUAAAGCCGUAUAUAUUAUGGCUUAUAUAUCAUAUUCUAUACAUAUCCUAUUGUUAUCUUGUAUAUUCUGACACCUGGCUUUAGUGGCAUCUGAUAUCAUUUUAUGUUAAAUUCUGACACCUGGUUUAAGUGACACCUGGCUUUAGUGGCAUCUGAUACCAUUUUAUGUUAUAUCUGACACCUGGCUUUAGUGGCAUCUGAUAUCAUUUUAUGUUAAAUUCUGACACCUGGUUUAAGUGACACCUAUCAUUUUAUGUUAUAUCUGACACCUGGUUUAAGUGACAUCUGGCUUCAGUGACAUCUGAUAUCAUUUUAUGUUAUAUCUGACACCUGGCUUUAGUGGCAUCUGGCUUUAGUGGCAUCUGAUAUCAUUUUAUGUUAUAUCCGACACCUGGUUUAAGUGACACCUGGCUUUAGUGGCAUCUGAUAUCAU
Messenger RNA from Ylistrum balloti, 3003 nucleotides. RefSeq names its product programmed cell death protein 6-like. The coding region runs from base 47 to 913 and encodes 288 amino acids. The record is from RefSeq and is a predicted model, not a curated record. The transcript has 7 exons. Gene Ontology annotation, molecular function: calcium ion binding. NCBI's taxonomy places the organism in Eukaryota, Metazoa, Mollusca, Bivalvia, Pectinida, Pectinidae.